AUGACUAGUCUGUAUCCCGGCCACGUUCCACUUUCGUUGGUUUCCCGAAUGCUACUCGGUGUAGGGUCGGCAGCAAUGGCGAUUACCGACCCCCGCCGAGGUGACAUGGUAGCCGCCAUGGGAGAAGCAACAGCGCUCGAAAGUGUUCUUGAGAAUAUUCGCCAACGAAUGGAAAGUGACGUAGUGGGCGCACGUCUCCUCAAAGAGCGCCCAAGGGUCAACAAUCAAACAGUGAAUCGUGAAUACCUUGAAUCGCUACCGGAUAACACAUUUGGAAAGCGAUAUGCCAACUUCUUGGCUGGCUUGAAGACGUCACCUGAUGCACGUCCUCCAGUCAAGUACGUCCAGAACGAGAAACAUCUUUAUGUGAUGCAACGAUAUCGUGAAACACAUGACUUCAAUCACGUCCUCCUUGAAAUGCCCACUCACAUGUUGGGAGAGGUAACCGUCAAGUACUUUGAAGGAAUUCAGUUUGGUCUACCUAUGUGCAUAACUGCCGGAAUAUUUGGAGCGGCACGCCUACGCAAGAAGUGGGUUACCUCCUCAGAGUGA
Ostertagia ostertagi is the source of this 552-nucleotide messenger RNA. NCBI's taxonomy places the organism in Eukaryota, Metazoa, Nematoda, Chromadorea, Rhabditida, Trichostrongylidae. The record is from the annotation of a GenBank genome assembly.